ACAACAGUCUAAAUGGCUCAGCAGGGAGUUCUACUAGACCAGGACCAGUUCUGUUGUUCUGUCUGUCUGGAUCUACUGAAGGAGCCGGUGGCUAUUCCCUUUGGACACAGUUACUGUAGAAGUUGUAUUGAGGGCUACUGGGAUCAGGACGAUCAGGGCAUCUACAGUUGUCCUCAGUGCAAUCAGACCUUCACUCCAAGGCCUACUCUGAGGAAAAAUAACAUGUUGGCUGAGGUGGUGGAGACACUGAAGAAGACAGGACUCCAGGCUGCUCCCCCUGCUCUGUGCUAUGUUGGACCUGGAGAUGUGGCGUGUGAUUUCUGCACUGGGACCAGAAAGCAGAAAGCCCUCAUGUCCUGUCUGGUGUGUCUGGUGUCUUACUGUGAGACUCACCUCCAGCCUCACUAUGAUGUUCCUGGACUAAAGAAACACAAGCUGGUCAAAGCCACCGCACAACUACAGGAGAAGAUCUGCUCUCAUCAUGACAAACUGCUGGAGGUUUACUGUCGUACCGAUCAACAGUGGAUCUCGUAUCAAUGUAUGAUGGAUGAACAUAAAGGUAAUGAUACAGUGUCAGCUGCAGCAGAGAGGUGUAACGCUCGUCGUCGUAAGGAAUAG
This is a messenger RNA of Oncorhynchus mykiss (rainbow trout), 618 nucleotides long. NCBI's taxonomy places the organism in Eukaryota, Metazoa, Chordata, Actinopteri, Salmoniformes, Salmonidae. The record is from RefSeq and is a predicted model, not a curated record.